GCUGCUGAUUAGGGAGAGUGAGAGAGAAGAAGAAGAAGAAGACGUGGACAUUUAUGUGAAGUGGACUUUAAGAGGAGAAGAGAGAGGUUCCUGCAGGAGGAAGAAGAACAUCAAGGCGCUGCCAUGAUUUUCUCUCUGGCCGCAGCAAAAGCCAUGAGCGGUGGCGGCGACGGCAGCGGCCUCAACAGCUCGUCCCCCCUCGACCCGUUCGACUCCACCUGGAACCUCGGCGAAGAUCCGUCCAACUCCUCCGUGGAGCCCGUCACGCGAACUCUGAUACCCGACCUACAGCCGGCGACCACCGUCGUGGCCGUCCAGGAAGUCAGCCCCUGGGAUAUUGCGCUGUGUGUGACCGGGACACUCAUCUCCUGCGAGAACGCUCUGGUGAUCGCCGUGCUGUUCUACACGCCCACACUGCGGGCCCCUAUGUUCAUCCUGAUCGGAUCGCUGGCAGUGGCGGACCUGUUCGCGGGCCUCGGCCUCAUCUUGAACUUUGUCUUCACGUACAUGGUGGACAACUCGGUGGAGUUUGUGAUGCUGCUGUCAGUCGGACUCCUCAUCUCGGCCUUCUCGGCGUCCGUCCUGAACAUUCUCGCCAUCACGGUGGACCGCUACCUGUCGCUGUACAACGCCCUGACUUACCACACCGAGCGGACGGUCACCUUCACCUACGUGAUGGUGGCGUGCAUCUGGGUGUUGUGUCUCGCGCUCGGCUUGCUGCCCGCGCUCGGCUGGAACUGCUUGAGAGACGAGUCCGCAUGCAGUGUUUGCCGCCCCGUGACCAAGAACAAUGCCGUGGCGCUGGCGGUCACCUUCCUCCUGGUCUUUGCACUAAUGAUGCAGCUCUACCUUCAGAUCUGCAAGAUUGCCUUCCGCCACGCGCAGCAGAUCGCGGUGCAGCACCAGUUUGUGGCCAUCUCCACCACCAAAGGUGUCUCCACGCUGUCGGCCAUCCUGUGUGCCUUCGGGGUGUGCUGGCUUCCGUUUGCCAUGUACUCCAUCGUGGCGGACUCCAGCUACCCUGUGAUAUACACCUAUGCCACGGUGCUCCCGGCGACCUGCUGCUCCGUGAUCAACCCCAUCAUCUACGCGUUCCGGAACCCCGACAUUCAGAAGUCGCUGUGGAUGGCGUGCUGCGGGUGCAUCCCGUCCAACCUUUCCCUCAGACCCAGGACUUCCAGUGACGUGUAGCGUGGGAGAUUGUUUGUUUUUUGUUUGGCAUGACGGAAAACCGGCGAAAGGUUGGAAGGUUACAGCCAAGGAACGGCAUUCCUGGUGGCAAAUACCUCGCCUGGUCCACAGGGAGAAGGGAGGACAAAGAGAUAGAGCUAAUUCAAGACCAUGUCCUGUCCGCUUGAAGAAAACCAAAAGUGGUGUUUGAUAAGUUUGCCAACUGGGUCCUGGGUAGCACAUGCGAGUAUGAUGAUUUCUCCACAGGACCUUAGCUUGGGGAACACGGUGUGGUUAUGCAAUCAGAGGGAGUGAAGUGGUCUUAUUAUUAUAAUAAUAAUAAUAUUUAUUAUAAUAAUAAUAAUAAUAAUAUUAACAACAAGGUACAUGAUUUCACGAUGGUUGUAUUUUGACAAAGACGUGGAGCUACGUUACGGCAACGAUGAACUAGUGAACUACAUUUGCAGGCGUUUAUUUAUAGACAGUGAGUGAGAGAAUGACGAUGGUUGUGUAAAGGUUGUCGUUUAAGAAAAAAAAAAAAAGCUCAAUCAUACAUCGUCCCAAUCCGAUCUAAUCUAAUCUAAUCUGCCCGUGUCAUAAUGCAUAGGCGGACACCUGGAGUGGGUUUUCCAUAUUUAGGUCGACGUUGCUUGUCCUUGUGUGUGUGUGGGUGUGGGUGUGUAUGUGUGGGAAUAAAAUACGCCCCCUGCUGGAAAAAAAAAACUAGUUUCUGAGCCGCACCCCCUCCCACGAAAUCAUCCCCCCCCUGCUGUGACACUGAGAGAGAGAGAGAGAGAGAGGGAGAGGGAGAGAGAGAGAGAGAGCUGAAUUCAGCACCAAGGACAGCGCCACUGCAGAGCACUGCUACCCUGGGAACACUCACUGUGAGGAGGAGGAGGAGGAGGAGGAGGCUGGAAACUAGGCUACACUGUUCACUUAACACCACCCUGACACGGAUGUAGCAGUUAUCUGUCAUAUCUUAACGGUUUAGCGUUCAUUACCUAGAUUUAAAACCAGUUUCCUGCUGCAAGUUUAAAGGUCACACAUUCACGUCUACAUUUAGAAGAGGGAAAAAAGCAAAACUAACUAGACUGAUGUUGUUAUUGCAAACUUGAGGAUCCACUGAUACCAAUUUCAGUCCAGUGAAAGCUUUAGAAACAUAACGGUCAUCCCCGAAGUAAACAAAAUGUGUUCUUAUUUGGGUACAAUUAAAAGUCCACAAAUAAGAGGGCGUCUUAUAUGUGAAAAAGUCAUUUUAGGCUAAAUUUACGGACACUUUUUUUUUUUCCAGGAUCUUAAAUAAUUGACUGGAAUAAUCGAUAUCAACAGAUGAAUUUCAUUGAGCCACGUUAAAACAACACUGAGACUUUGAUUUUUCGUUUUCCUAAAAUAACUUUUUUGUUCACUGCAGUUUACAGUUACAAUUACUCCAUGAAUCGAUUAUUAAAUGUAUCGUCAACUAUUUUGAUAAUCGAUGAAUCGGUUUGAAUCGGGGUUUUUUUCAUGAUAAAACAUGGUUUUCUGAUUGUUUCAGCUUCUUAAAUGUGAAUAUUUUCUUUGUUUCUUUGCUCCUUAGAACAAAGAAAUCGGAAUAAUCUUGGCUUGUGGGCAAAAAACAAGACGUUUUGUAACAUCUUCUGACUUAAUGGUUAAAAGUAAGAGAACCGCCAAGAGUUGGAGCUCUAGGAGCGCUGAGUAACCUCAGAGAGGAAGAUAGGAGUCGUUUAUUUAAAAUAAAACGCAGAAAAUCAUGAAAGAGCGAAACCAAAAAGUGUUGCAAUCCAGUAUCCCUCACCGAGAAGGUCCUGCUCCAUCCGAAUAACAUAAUAAACGAGUAACAUCACCUGUGAAUACGCCACUAAGCUCAGUCAAGUGUCCUGCAGCGCGGGGGAAAUGACCACUCACUGUCUGUCUGUGUGUGUGUGUGUGUGUGUGUGUGUGUGUGUGUGCUGGAAUCAUAGCCAUUUGUAAUCAACCACCGUUUAAAAUGAACUCACUGCAAACACAGACCCAUGCAGACCGACUUUGUCCAUCACUUCACACAAAAGGGAAAGAAAGAGAGAAAGAAAAAAAAAACAACAAUAAAUAGAGUGUGCGUUAUUUUUCUUACACGAUGCUGUAAAAUAAUGUUAUUUUUGUAACUUUCAUCAGGGUAUGAGUCACAGCACGCGGCCGCUGCUUCCUAUAAAUAAAAGUCAAACAUUACUUUGUGAGGAAAGAGAGAGAAAAAAGAGAUGAGAUGCUGAGAGAGAGAGAGAGAGAGAGAGAGAGAGAGCCAUACUUUUCCAAUGUAGUGUACUUAUUAUUAGGUUUGUGUGUGUUUCUGACCCCAAACCCUGUAACUUUGGUUUUUCUUGCUGUGGGAAAUGAGACGUGAUGCGGUUUCUGUUCCCGCGGCGAUAAAAGACAACAGAGAGACGGGGGAGACGCCGCUCGAGCAGCGUUGUGUAAGACAGCGCUGCACAGUCAGACUGCACGUGACGUCACUUUGAGUCGUGUCGAUGGAAGCAGGUUGUUUUUCCGCUUUCUCACUCCUCCUCCUCCACAUCGUCGUGACAGACAAAUCUCUUAUUCUUUCACGUAUCACCAUCCCUUUUCCCUCCAUUUUCCCCCCUCCCUCCAUUCAUUCAUUCUUUCUUUC
Molecule: messenger RNA, 3811 nt
Organism: Solea solea (common sole)
Lineage: Eukaryota; Metazoa; Chordata; Actinopteri; Pleuronectiformes; Soleidae
Gene: gpr185b
Product: G protein-coupled receptor 185 b
Exons: 2
Coding region: 124-1191 (355 amino acids)
Biological process (GO): G protein-coupled receptor signaling pathway
Cellular component (GO): membrane
Molecular function (GO): G protein-coupled receptor activity
Source: RefSeq, a predicted model, not a curated record